AUGUCGUGGCGUGAUAAAAUCCCCGACCUCCGUGUGCCGUAUAUUCAGAGUUAUCUUGGACUCACUGCUAUGAGUGAUGAGCCCGGCGUCCUAUUUAUGGGCGCCAGGUCCAAGCGAACGUCUCGCCAGAUGUCACAAGAAUCUAGUGAUAGAAGCCACGAAUCCUGGCACCGUCACUUUCAUCCUCCGCCCCCCGACGCUGCCGGUUCACGUCCAGCGCGGUUGCCACCCAUGAGAACACCCCGUGAUGGCUUCGACUUUCGACGACCCGCCCCUCUAUCCUCCCAGGAAGAAGAUGUGAUUGACUUAACAAAUGAACCCGAGACGCCACCGCAACGCACACACGUUCGCCCUUCAGAGAGCCGGACUUUAAGUACCUCAAGACCACCGCGAUUCGGUAGGAACAUUCUGGCAGAUGUCGUGGAUCUUGAAGAAGAACCGGAUGAUGACCCUGGUGAAGGGCCUUCUAGCAGCCCAGAGGUUCAGUUUGUUCGGGCCACAACAAGACCGCGAGCGCAGCAACCGCCUCGAGGACAAUGGGAUCCCGUCGCGAUGAUCUCAAGCACCCUCGCACGCGGAUUUCGUACUAGACAAGAUGCCGAAGACAGGCGAAUGCUCUCGUCUGUAUCUCUACUGCAUUCAAGAAGAGGGCCACCUCUCCACCGACUUCCAACGGACCAUAUGAUUCUCUCUGGGGAUGGAUCUGCGCUUAACGGCUUUGGCCCCGGGUUCUUAGACUAUGGCCAUUCUUCGUUUGAAAUGCGCCCUCCUACUCCGCCAGAAUCAAGACCUCAACGACAGGUUUACAAAGCCCCAAGCCCAGCACCCGAAGGAUUUACUCGUACCCUAGGUGAAGAGGACGUUGCAGUUUGUCCUAACUGCGAGUGGGAGCUGGGCACUGGAGAAGGAAAACGGCAAGAGAUCUGGGUUUCGAAACCUUGUGGACAUGUAUAUUGCGGCGAGUGUGCAGAAAACAGGUCCAUGUCAAAGGCAAGGAAGGCCCAAGCCCCUCAAAAAACAAAGCCCUUUGCCAAAUGCCAGGUCGACGGCUGUGGAAAAUCUGUCAGUGCACCUACGGCCAUGGUCCACCUCUACCUAUGA
Messenger RNA from Penicillium maclennaniae, 1101 nucleotides. RefSeq names its product putative RING finger domain protein. Gene Ontology annotation, cellular component: SUMO-targeted ubiquitin ligase complex. Gene Ontology annotation, molecular function: ubiquitin-protein transferase activity. The transcript has 3 exons. The coding region runs from base 1 to 1101 and encodes 366 amino acids. NCBI's taxonomy places the organism in Eukaryota, Fungi, Ascomycota, Eurotiomycetes, Eurotiales, Aspergillaceae. The record is from RefSeq and is a predicted model, not a curated record.